AUGGCUUUUGGGGAUGUCAACGAUAGCACGAUUAGAGAAGUUGAACGCAUUCAAGCUGAACUUAUUUUCAACUACGAGCAGUUCACUGUAUUCUGCAGCUGGCCAAGGUUGGGGAAGUUGCUGUUCAGAGAUCGUUGGAAGAGGUACUCGAAUAUCUUGAAGAGUCAGGCUGAAAUAAUCUUGCCUUUAAUCAGAACUCGAAAGAAGUUAAAGCAAAAGGAAAGCAAACAAUCCGAGUUGGUAUCAUACACAGAUACCUUACUGGAUAUGAAAAUGAAUGAUGAUCAUGAUCAGGAAGCUGGCAAGCUUGAGGAAGCCGAUAUACUGAGUUUGUGCUCAGAGUUCAUCAAUGCCGGCGCCGACACAAGCCUAACGACGCUGCAGUGGAUCAUGGCAAAUAUAGUGAAGCACCCACACAUUCAAGCCAAGCUUUUUGCUGAAAUCAAGGCGGUGGUGGGAGAAGGAGCCGAAGAGAUUAAGGAGGAAGAUGUGCAGAAGAUGACAUAUUUGAAAGCAGUGAUUCUCGAGACUCUAAGAAUUCACCCUCCAAGUACCUUCUUGGUACCGCAUGCAGUCUCAGAAGAUGCAGAACUUCUUGGCUACAGAAUCCCGAAAGAUACGACAGUGAACUUCGUGAUAUCACUGAUGGGGCGGGAUCCAAAGGAGUGGGAGAAUCCAAUGGAGUUCAGGCCGGAGAGGUUGCUGAAUCGCGGAGAAAAUGGAGAACCAGAUCGUGUGUCUGAUGUUACAGCUUACAAGAUGAUGCCGUUUGGUUCAGGGAGGAGGAUCUGUCCGGGGAAUAGAUUAGCCCUGCUUAAUCUGGAGUAUUUUGUUUCAAAUUUGGUAUGGAAUUUUGAGUGGAAACCAGUGGACGGAGAAGGUGUUGAUCUUUCGGAUAAGGAGGAGUUCUUGAUGGUGAUGAAGAAUCCUCUGCGAGCCCACGUGUCUCCAAGAAUCAAAUGA
This is a messenger RNA of Juglans microcarpa x Juglans regia, 963 nucleotides long. RefSeq names its product cytochrome P450 89A2-like. Lineage: Eukaryota; Viridiplantae; Streptophyta; Magnoliopsida; Fagales; Juglandaceae. The transcript has a single exon. The record is from RefSeq and is a predicted model, not a curated record. Gene Ontology annotation, cellular component: membrane. Bases 1 to 963 code for a protein of 320 amino acids. Gene Ontology annotation, molecular function: heme binding; oxidoreductase activity, acting on paired donors, with incorporation or reduction of molecular oxygen, NAD(P)H as one donor, and incorporation of one atom of oxygen; iron ion binding.